Zophobas morio is the source of this 4272-nucleotide messenger RNA. RefSeq names its product zinc finger protein 711-like. Gene Ontology annotation, biological process: regulation of transcription by RNA polymerase II. Gene Ontology annotation, molecular function: DNA-binding transcription factor activity, RNA polymerase II-specific; RNA polymerase II transcription regulatory region sequence-specific DNA binding. The transcript is spliced from 2 exons. The record is from RefSeq and is a predicted model, not a curated record. Bases 186 to 1697 code for a protein of 503 amino acids. NCBI's taxonomy places the organism in Eukaryota, Metazoa, Arthropoda, Insecta, Coleoptera, Tenebrionidae.
CCUGAAGGGACCAACGUUUUGAGGUUAUGUGUAUACAACGUGAACUGUUUAUAUUUUAAUCUACAGACUAGACGAAUUGGUAACUUUGCAAUAUUCCGAAUCCGUCACCGCCCCCCAAGAAGCCCUCUCUGGUCAACGUCCAUGACUGUAAAAUUUGCCCAUACGUUACAACGUCGUUUUUCCUGAUGAUGAACCACAUACGCCGUCAUCAGUCGCCUUUGGUACCUUUUAACUGCGUAAACCCCCUUGAUUCUUACCAUUGCAAACACUGCAGUUUUCAAACUGAACUAACGCUGCUUUUCAAGCAACACAUUAAAGAACACCAUGGAAUUAAACACGAAAACGACGAUUUAAUUGUACAACACAAUAAUCAAAAAUACGUUUGUGGAAAGUGCGGAUUUGAGACGCAUUUUUUGCUUAAAUGUUUAUGUCACAUUCAAGAGUGUCAACAGUCUAAAGAACAACCAAAUUCGAAAAGGAAUAUUAACGCACGACAUGUAGACGACCUUGACGCCAAAUGGUACAAAUGUAAAAAGUGCUCGUUUAGAUGUAAACGCAACUCAGAUUUGUUGGGACACGUGAACCUUUGUCAUUUGAACGUAGAGAACGACAAGUGGAACGAAUGCCAACAGGGUCCGGACAGGACUAGAGAUUGUUCGAACUUAAGGAGUGACGUGAGAAGCCAGCAUUCGAAUGGAAAAUGUAUCACGUGGUAUCAGUGCAAUGAGUGUCCAGUUAAAACAAUAGACAAGAAGCUUUUGCAGAAACACGUGAAAGCACGACAUUCCAACGAACAUAAAGGCAUUAAAUGCUACAAUUGUGAAAAAUGCCAAUUCAAAACCAAAUACCGGAACGUUUUAAAUAGACACAUUAAUUCGCGGCAUUUGGACAAAAGCGAAAUAGAGUGGCACCCCUGCAGUGAGUGUCCGUACAAGUCCAAAGACAAAGACGGUUUGAAAAAACACAUUAACGCACGGCAUCUGGACGACCAAGACGCGAAGUGGUAUGAAUGUAAACAGUGUCCUUACAAGGCUAGAGAUUGUUCGUCGCUAACGAAACACUUGAAAUCCCAGCAUUUGGAACGACAUGACAUAAAAUGGUAUCAUUGUGAAAAGUGCCAAUACAAAGCCAAACACCCCUACUGUUUAAAGAAACAUAUAAAUCGGCGGCAUUUAGACAUGAAUGAAAUCAAGUGGCACCACUGCACUCAGUGUCCGUACAAGUCCAAAGACAAAGACGGUUUGAAAAGACACAUUAACGCACGGCAUCUGGACGACCAAGACGCGAAGUGGUACGAAUGUACACAGUGUCCAUUCAAGACUAGAGAUUGUUCGACCGUAAAGAAGCACAUGAAAUUCGAGCAUUUGGAAGGAUAUGGUGUUAAAUGGUAUGAUUGUGAAAAGUGCCAAUUCAGAACCAAAUACCCCCAGUCUUUAAGGAUUCAUAUAAAUCGCUGGCAUUUGGACAAGAAUGAAAUUAAGUGGUACCACUGCAGUGAGUGUGCGUUCAGGAGCAAAAACAAAAGCGGUUUGAAAAGUCACAUUAACGCACGGCAUCUGAGCGACCAGGACGCGAAAUGGUACGAAUGCACACACUGUUCACACAAAACUAAGAAUCUUUCAAAUUUAAACCACCACAUAAAAACGCAGCACUUGAAUGUGAACGGUGACCAUCUAAUAGACAAAAAUCGAGUUUGAUGUGUCGUGUCCAUACGUGUUAUUAUCGGUGGCCAAGCAUGGACACUAACAAAAUUAUUUAUUUGGGUGUAGGCCCCUUUCCUUGGAAAUGGAUAGCUAAAUUGCAAUCAGGGAGAGGUAAUAAGUAAGAUGUGGAAUUCAUUUAAAAAAUGUAUUAAGUAUAAAUUUAACAGAAUUAAUAGUUAAAAUUGUAAGUCCCAGACAAAGGUUAAAUAUAAUUGCAUUCUUAAGACUACGAAACCGAAAAUCGAUAUUUGACGCGUCCGCUAAAUAAUAAUGAUCUCUACUUGAUAAUACAAAUCUAAAAUAAUUACUCUUCACUUCAAUUAUUUAGAUAUAUGGCAAUCAACAGUUGCUACAAAAGGGCCAAAUAUCUACGUCUCGUUAAAGUUAUUUAAAACGAAAACGCUACUCGAAAUAUCCUUAAAUAAUCUUUUCCUAUCUCUGAUCAAUAAAAUAUUAGUACAAAACUUAAAUUAAAUGUCAGUGAUUAAUUGCAAGUCUGGCGUUAAAUAGGUAGGACAUGGACGUAUUAGGUCCACUCUACGAAUGGUACUUUUUACAAGGAUCAUCCCCUAUUACCCUAAGUUACAAUAAUAAAAUUUGGGAUGAUUAGAAUCUAUACAAACGAAUUAAAAAUAUGAUAAUAAUAAUAAAAAAAAAACUAUUGUAAUAUUAAGAAAAGAAGUUUCCGGACCUUAAAACAACAGUAAAUAUGAAAAUACUGUAACGAUUUUUAAAUCUAAGCGCGCUCGGUGAGCAAGGUCGCGGAAGAGUGGGAUCGGUUUUUACGGGCGGCGAGAAAAAGAGGAGGUGAAGAGCGUUUUUUGAGCGAAUUGAAUUGCUGUGAAAAUCGAGAUUUUGGCAAAAUAAGGAACCAAGAACAGCUAGGUGAGUCCCUAUUUGGCCUAGAAUAUUUAAAUAGAAGGAGGAACUAGGUUCUUUGUACGGGUGCCGUCGAUUCGUGGUUGGUUGCCGUCUCCGUCGUCACUGUCCCAUAUUCGUCGAUUCGUGGUUGGUUACCGUCUCCGUCGUCACUGUCCCAUAUUCGUCGAUUCGUGGUUGGUUGCCGUCUCCAUCGUUGCUGUCCCAUACUAUGGUAACAUCUCCUAGGGGAGCUUUGAACAUAAGAGGAUCGCUCCGAAGUGCUUCACCAGGAAAGAGCUUACGUAAAUUUGCGGAAAGUACUUAGCAUGUAAGAUCGUAGAGGUGGUACCAUUUCGCGAAGGGCGUUUGUUAAUAUAAAGUUACUGAAAAUUAGUUUGUUGUCCGUUCGUCCCUUUCCUUGUUGGGUUAACUACCCAGCUGGCGCCCAAAGGACCCCCCAAUAUAUAAAAAAAGGCCGGAGAAUAUCAAAAUCGCCACAAUACUAAUUUAAGAUUACUACCUGAUUAUUCAUAGGAAAAUUUAAAAAACAAAAAUUUUAAAAAUCCAAGAAUUGAACAACAAAAAAAUCUAAGCCUGAAAACUCAGAAAAUUGAAUGAUCGAGAACAAAAAAUCUAAAAUUUAAAAAUUCGACAAAUUGAAAAAUCAUGGAACUGAAAAAUCGAAAAGUCGAGAUAGUGAGAAAUCUAAAAGCCUAAAACUUUAAAAACUGAAAAAUUAAAAUAUCAAAAAAUUUAAAAACCGAGAAAACACAAUAUCAAAAAUUUGAAAAAUUGAAGAAACGAAAUAUUGCAAAAUUCCAAAGGUGAAAUAUUGAAAAACCUAAAAAUGGAAGGAAAAUUAAAGAAUCGAAACAGUGAAAAAAUCCCAAACUGAAACAUUGAAAAAUUGAGAAAUGGAGAAAUGGGAAAAUCAAAAAAAUUGGUCUAACGAGUUUAGACAGUACUUCCCUCGCUAUCGGAAACGUGACGACUGCAUGCCUAUUAUGUUUUUUUUCACAUUAGAUUUCAAAGUAUUCGCUUUUGUAGUUCCUGAUUAAAUCAAUCAAAUAAAUUUGCGCAUUCAUUAAAUUUUUUGAGUCACCCUGUAUAUCCGAAUCCAAAAAAUAUGAAUAGAAUGAUAAAUUACAAGAAGAGACUCAUCAUAUUUUGUACAUUUUAAAUAGGAUUAUACGGCAAACUUUUGAGCUGACAUCAUCAAUUUUUUGGAGGGGAUAAGUGAAUAUAUUGUGAUUAAUACGGUCCUGGUUUAAUAACAAAAAAGUAUUGUUCGUCUAUAAAACAAGCUCGUCUUAGACAAAGUAUUCGUAAAAAAAUAUGUCGUAAAAAAAUGUACGUAUGCUGGUCCCGAUUGCGAUUAUGGUUUAAAUAUUUUUUAGAAAAUCCUGUCAUGGAUGUAGAAACAUUUGUGACAGCCAAAGAGGUUUUUUUGAAAAAAUUAUCUUUGAAUUUAGACCAAAUUGAAAUAGACAUUAGCAACAAGCACAUUUGGGCAAAAGAAAGAGAAAUUAGGGUUACGGCUUCAAAUUUUUGACGUAUUUACAAACUUAGACAGACUACAACAACAGCUAACACUGUGGAGUCUGUGUUGUACAAUACAUUUAGAGGUAAUAGUCGUACAUACUAUGGACAACAAAGUGAGGAAAAAGCUGUCAAGUGUUUUGAAAUAAAUAAAAAUAUAAAAAUUGAA